CCUACCCUGAGCGAGGCCGGGGAUCGAACCUGUGGCCUCCUGGAUACUAGAUGAGUUGGUAAGUUGUUGAGCCACAAAGGGGGCUCUUUUGCUUUUUCAAGCCUGCCUCUGGGGCAGGUGGAAGCCCCUGAGCCAGGGGUUGGAUCGGAUCGGAGCCACAGCUGCAGGCCUACACCACAGCCAUGGCAACACCAGAUCAGAGCAGCAUCUGCGGUGUACCACGUUUCUUGCCGCCACGCUGGCUCCGUAACCCACUGAUCAAGGACAGGGAUCGAACCCGCCUCCUCCCUCACAGAGACGAUGUCCGGUCCUCAGCCUGCUGAGCCACUGUGAGAACACCGCAAACAGGUAGUCGGAUGCAGAAAUGUGAAUAUGCUUGAUGAGAGCUGGGCCCGGUCGGGGUGUUGGUACCCAUGGCUAAAAUCGGAAACAUUCUGGAAUCCAAACUCUAUCCCAUCUCUAAGGAUCCAGCGUGGGGGAUGGGUGGGGAAAACCCCACAAGAUUUAGAGGGCCCGGAGGCCAAGGAAGGACUCUGGAGGGGGCUUCAACGUCUGGGGGAUGAGAGGUCAGAAGGAUCAGGAGAGCUAAGGGGCGGGAGUCCCCAGAGGGAUGGCCAUCGCCCCGGGGGACCAGUCAGAGAAGGGGGCGGCAGCAGCAGCCAUCGCACGUUGGACGUGACCUGGUGUGUCAGCAUGCAGCCUGGGCAGGAGGAGAGGCACUGGACCCCCAACACCCUGAGCGACUCCACCAGCCUUUGUCGUUGGCCACAACAGGCCCGGCCCCAGGGGCCCGGGAGUUGUGGCCCAAAGAGGUCUUCGGCCCUCUGCAGCCCGGCUUGCGCGCCGGGCGCCGGGAGGCGGUCCCGAGGGCCCAGCGAGCCCGCCUUGGCCACGCCUGCUCGGUUGGGACCGGGCGGGACAUGCAAACUGCAAAGGUCGCCCCAGCCCGAGGCCGGCGAGGCCGCGAGCGGUGGCGGAUCCCUCUUUGCCGACGUAGGGAGGAAAACAUCCGCGGGAGAGGCCGGCGUAGCGACCGGCGCAGUGGUGCGAGGGAGGCGAAGGAGGGGCGAGCGGGAGCGCGCGGUGGUGGGGGUCACCUUGACCCAACUCAAACCAGGUGUGUUUACCCGAAAAGAAGAAACUGAGGCGUUCCCACGGUGGCGUAACAGGAUCAGCAGCGGCUCUGCAGGGCCGAGACGCAGGUUCAAUCCCCAGCCUGGCACGGUGUGUUAAAGCAUCCAGCGACGCCCCAGGUGCGGCGUAUAGGUGGAAACUGCUCCGGCACAAGGCACACCUGUGGCUUGGAUCGGAUCCCUGGCCCAGGUCACCCCGCUAGAAAUUAACUAACCUGGGCUUUGAACCAAUGCUGCAUUGUCUAUGAAACCAAACAAAUGGGAGCUGAAAACACG
Molecule: messenger RNA, 1409 nt
Organism: Phacochoerus africanus (Common warthog)
Lineage: Eukaryota; Metazoa; Chordata; Mammalia; Artiodactyla; Suidae
Exons: 2
Coding region: 373-1233 (286 amino acids)
Source: RefSeq, a predicted model, not a curated record